Microsporum canis CBS 113480 is the source of this 1152-nucleotide messenger RNA. Its product is annotated as methionine aminopeptidase 1. The record is from RefSeq and is a predicted model, not a curated record. Bases 1 to 1152 code for a protein of 383 amino acids. The transcript has 4 exons. Gene Ontology annotation, molecular function: metalloaminopeptidase activity. NCBI's taxonomy places the organism in Eukaryota, Fungi, Ascomycota, Eurotiomycetes, Onygenales, Arthrodermataceae. Gene Ontology annotation, biological process: proteolysis.
AUGAGUGCGCCCGACAACAAGCAUUGUUGUAGUGGGGUGGAUUGCAGCCAGGCAGCAGGCAGCCUACGAUGUCCAGCAUGCCUUAAAAUUGGAGUCGAAAGCUAUUUCUGCUCUCAAGACUGCUUUAAGCGUAGCUGGGGAGAACAUAAAGCAAUCCAUAAAUCCAAAGGCAAGAAAGUAUCUCGAAUACGUGAAACCUUUAACCCAUUCCCGACGUUCCAGUUUACCGGUACCUUACGACCUGUGUACCCCCUUUCGCCCAAGAACCCGGUUCCAAGUUCUAUCCAGCACCCUGACUAUGCGGUUGAUGGCGUUCCGCGAUCCGAACAAAAAAUAUAUGGGCGACAUAAUAUCAAGAUCCUCAACCAGGAAGAAAUAGAUGGAAUGAGAAAGGUGUGUCGGUUAUCAAGAGAGGUCCUAGACAUCGCUGCUCGGGAGAUUCGACCUGGCGUCACCACCGACCACAUCGACAAAGUCGUACAUCAAGCCUGUCUAGAAAGAGAAGCAUAUCCCUCCCCUCUCAACUAUGUGAAUUUCCCCAAGUCUGUCUGCACAUCUGUCAACGAAGUUAUCUGUCACGGCAUCCCCGAUCAACGGCCCCUGGAAGAUGGCGACAUUGUGAACAUCGACAUCUCACUUUAUCACGGAGGAUUUCACGGCGACCUUAACGAAACGUAUUACGUUGGUGACAAAGCUAUGGCAGACCCCGAUGCGGUUCGAGUGGUAGAAACUUCUAGAGAAUGCCUGGAUAAAGCGAUUGAAAUUGUUAAGCCAGGAACAUUAUUCCGAGAAUUUGGGAAUGUUAUUGAGAAACAUGCCAAGAGUAGAGAUUGCAGCGUUGUGAGAAGUUAUUGCGGACAUGGAAUCAACCAGCUAUUCCACACUACUCCUAGCAUCCCACAUUACGCUAAAAGCAAAACUGUUGGGUCUGCCAAAGCUGGAAUGUGCUUCACAAUCGAGCCGAUGAUCAACCUCGGGAGCUAUAGGGACAAGACAUGGCCGGACAACUGGACAAGCGUCACGGCAGAUGGAAAGAGAUCAGCUCAGUUUGAACAUACGCUUCUGGUGACAGAAGAUGGUGUUGAUAUCCUUACUGCAAGGCUUCCAGAUUCUCCAGGAGGCCCGAUCCCAAUGCCGGCCACUGCGUCAUAG